Odontomachus brunneus is the source of this 2618-nucleotide messenger RNA. It is a transcript of the gene Metrn, whose product is annotated as meteorin-like protein. Lineage: Eukaryota; Metazoa; Arthropoda; Insecta; Hymenoptera; Formicidae. The record is from RefSeq and is a predicted model, not a curated record. The transcript is spliced from 3 exons. Bases 663 to 1535 code for a protein of 290 amino acids. Gene Ontology annotation, molecular function: hormone activity.
CUCGGUGGUUGUGACUGGUGGUUACAAAGCGAGCGCACUGGUGAACGGCGACGGUGGCGGCGAACGCUGGCGUUGCUAUGACGCAUACUUUUCGGUCGCCAUUCGCGGAACACGUCGAGCACGUCGAGCCCCACGACCUGCCAAUUGGUGUCUUCGCCAAGAUGUCGUACGGCGUCCGAAGAAAAUGCGCGGUACGUUCGCGGUGAAUGCAAUGGGGUUCUCGGUGGGUGGACUUUAAACGAGAACAGUCGACGACAACGGAACGUAUGUGUUUACCGUUCUACGUGACGCGUGCUCGAGACCGAUCACCGAACACGGAAGCAAUCUUCAUCCCGCUUCGAGGACACUCGCACAGCUUCCGCGACAAAUUCGAAAAUCCGCAGGCGCCUCGACCCUCGACGAGUGAGCAACAUCUGUGAGCUCGGUGAAACAUUUCGUGAUCGCAUUCUCCGAGAAUCUCGGCCUGCUCCAGAUUCAAUUAGGAUUUUUCCGGAGACCUGCGGAGACUGCGGGCGCAUGAGCACGUCUCUCAAUGAUAUGCUGUAAAAGCGCGCCGGGAAUCAUUCUUCGUGUACUUAAUUCGGAUGUGGACUUUGAGGAGGCGUUAGAGAUAUGAACGCGUUGUAUACUGCUUGCUUGCGACGAAUGUGUAAACGUUGAAAAUGUUUCACAAGGCUAUUACGACUUUCCUUCUGAUUUUCAUCGUUGCGUCCGCCUACGAGCAUACCACCGCGGACCAGUGCGACUGGUCCGGAAGUGGAGGAGGAGAAAAUGGUGGUGUCCGACCAGUGUAUCUGCGUUGCGCCCGGGGUACGGUGUCGUGGCGUUAUCCUCGUGGAGCUCUGAGAGUGGUCCUCUCCUUCCCGGUCUCAUCCUCGGAGAAUUCUAUGCCCGGCCACGGUAGUCUAGGUUUCCGUGCCUGCGUCAAGAUCUCCGGGCCAGUACGAGUGUUUCUGGAAGGCAACGGCAAGUUGAGGCAAAUCUAUUCUCCAUCAGACGGCAAACACGAGUUAUCCCAUCGUUGUUUCCGCUCGCGGAAACACGUGGCUGCGCUCUACAUGGAAUCAGAAGACGAUUAUUCCUUCAAGAGGGCGAAAGUGAGGCUGCAGUAUGAUCUGGAGCCAAAUUCAUUGAAAGGAGGAGCGCUGCAUAUACCGGACGAGGAGGAAGAGUGUAGACCUUGCUCCAUGGAGGAACUGGCCAAGGCUUAUUGCCAAAGUGACUUGGUCGCCAGAGGCACCAUCAGCGCGGUUCAAAAGCAACUCGAUCUGGAAGCUGCAGAAUUGGUAGUCAGAGUCACUAAGAUCCUGCGUCAAGUGGUCCAAGAGGCAGAGGGUAACGAGACGGUAUCCGCGAAGAGAAAUGUACGCGUGAGGGUCCCGACGGCGUGCGACGCGCGGCACGGCCUUGGCGAAUUCGUGAUAAUGGCCAAACGACGUCUCGGAGACCUGAUUUUGGUGUGUGCACCUAGACUGGAGGCGUGGGCUGAAGCUGUACGGGAGAUGGACACCGCGCCUUGUGUCCUCAACAGCUAGCGGAUUUUAAGGUGAUCGCGCAUUGGAAAGCUGCAUACAAACAACUGCACGCUAAACAACAGGUACGAUUACGAUAUUGUGCCAGCGAAAUCGAAGAAUGUACGAAGGCGCUGACUUAGCAAUACUGUGGCGUGACAAACUGCCGAUUCUUUUAUAGAAGGUUACACAUUGUGUACAUAGGGAACAUCAUUCUUCGUGUACAUAGCGCGCACUGUCCAUCGGACUAUCGAUCUCCAAACUGUGAUAUUAUUGUUGCAUUAAGAGGAACGUGAAAGAGCGCGCGCGAGCAGCUCUAAAAAGUUGCUCUAAUACUCGCUCUAGAGAACAAAGACCACUAUAUAAAGAAUAUCUCGCGGAUGUCGCGCACUUUCCCUCAGCGGAUUUUUCCUCGCGCAUCUUUUGCUAUAUGUAUUUUGUAAUAUUUACGCAGUAUAGCUUACAAAAUUAAACAAAAAAAAAGUAAAAAAUAAUCUGAAAUAUUUCGCAGAGAAAACAACAGAUUUUGUAAAAUUGCAAAUCUUAUAAAAAGUUCUAUAAUAGUAUCUAAGCUGUAAAUUGCAUCAAUAUUUAAAAGAAGCCGAUUUUUCUGGUUUAUUCUAUUAUAAAAGAACUUCAGAUACAUUCGAUUGUCGUUCUCCAGUCUACCUGACUCUCAGGAAAAAAGACUACAGUCUGUUCUACAAUAUUGUAGACAUAUGGUGCAUGUGUACUGAGCUGUCGGCUAUCCCAUUAUGUUCAUUAUUGGCCAAUAUGCGUCCGACAUACAACACCGACAUAGGACUUAUUAUAGAACAGGCCUAUUUUUCGUUUUCUAUAGCUUCUACUUUUUUCACUCUGAGAGAAAGCGCGCGAUGAUCAGGACACCCUAUGUACAUCGAAGUUUCACGUACACGAGUACGUCGACUCGCUGCGGAGUUGAAUAUAUUUUGUUUUAUAUUGGUUACAGUUAUAUAACAAUUGUACAGAUUUAAUAAGUCGUAAGCGUUUUUUAUAAGUUCUGAUGCAAAUCGGAAUAAACUGUUCUUGUCAGUAUAGCAGAUGAAUAUGUGCGAUAUAAAUAAAGAAGUUGUCUUGAAAAUAAAA